AAUAAAUUACUAUUUAAAAUGUACUUCCCACAGUGACCAGUGCACAUCCAAAUAUAAAAUUAAAUGAAAUUAAACUUUAACAAGUUAAUAUAUUUAAAUAAGUAUUUAUUUAGGAGUUUGGUGUUUAUACAUAAUGUUUAUUAAGUGUUUAUUAUUGGUUACCGUUUUCACUGUUAUAAGUGCUGACUUUGACAGCUACGACUCAGCGGGCCCGUGUCCUUUCUAUCGGCUCGAACACGGUAAAGUACGCAUGAGGCAAAGGUACAGACUGUACAGAUUCAUGUGUUACCCUCGGUACAUACUGGUUGGCAACAGGUACGCCACCUGCAGGAACGGUGAAUGGGACGUGCCCUGGCCUGUUUGCGUUAAACCCGGCUGCCCUCUCCCGAACGUGGACCACUCUCUACAGUUGUCAAGACAUAGCGACGCUUGGCUGACCUUUUUCUGUUUGCCUGGAUAUGAUCUAGUCGGACCUUCGGCUAUGUACUGCGAUGGGAAAAUGUGGAAUGGGACCGCUCCUAAAUGUGUUGACACAAAUGCUUCGAACAAACUGAGUUGUGAUUUUGAAAAAGAAGAUCUUUGCGGAUGGAAGAAUGAUGAACUGCACGAUUUCGAUUGGAAAAGGUUGAAUUUGGAAACACCGAGCGCAUUCUUACUGACUGGUCCAUCAUACGAUCAUACUCUUGGAAAAGGAGCAUCAGGUUACUACAUGUACAUUGAGAGUACGUCAAGAAUGGAAAACGAUACGGCUCGCCUUAUAUCACCUGUUUACAGGAAGGAGCUGACUAAGGAUGGCUGCUUUUCAUUCUUUUAUCACAUGUUUGGGAAACAUACAGGAGGUCUAAGGGUGUACCAAAAACCAGACAACUAUGCUCUAGAAUCACUUUUACGACUACCAGAGUCGGCCAAGAAGACGUACAUACUAUUUGAACAGUGGGGUAAUCAGGGAGACAUGUGGUAUGGAUCUAUAUCUCCUUUGAAAGACCUGGCUGAUGAUUUUCAGAUAGUUAUUGAAGGGAUUCGAGGCAAAAGUUACACGAGCGAUAUUGCGAUCGACGACGUGGCUAUCAUGCAGGGUGAGAAUUGCACUAAAGCUGUUGUACCAACGCCACCCACGUUUUUAUCUGAGUCCUGUGACGGUCGUUGCAACAUCUUCGGGAACACUGAGCCGGAACGAGGCUGUGGCUGCACGGUAGCAUGCGUUUCCAGUGGUAGAUGCUGUGCUGAUUUCUUUGAAAUAUGCAUCUUUACCGCCAACACUGAUUCAACGCCUAUGGACGAAGACAAAGCGAGUUCUGUGGAUUUACCACAGACACAAAAACUUGUCUCGACUACGACGUCAGAAGCGCCAACGAUUGCAUCAACAAAAACUACCAAAGACUUCAAACCAACUGUCACCGUAACCACCACGGUACGCACGAAAACAAUAAACGAAAGCGUAACUCCAUCUACUGUUAAAACAACGACAAAAGUUGUAAUACCGUCUAGAUCACCAAUAUCUAAAUCGACAACUACAAAAACAACUACAGUGAAAACUACCACACCUACUAAAAGAGUCACAUCGAUAGUAAAACCAACUACAACAACAAAAAAAGUGUUAACAACUACAGUAAAACCUACAACGACAAAUAGAAAACGACCCACCAAUAUUGAGACUACUACUAGAAAACAGAUUAAUGCUACACCCACCAUGAAAGUUGAAAAUAAACGAAAAAACGAAGGGAGUGGAUUAAGGACUUGGACGAUAGUUAUAGCGGUGCUCCUGUGCUGUUUCGGAGCUGGAUGGAUAAUGUACGCAUCAAGGGGAGCACGCGGUUUGGCUGCUCUUGCAAGGCUGCGCGGGCGCACACGACACGAUCCCGAAGUGCGAUAUUUACACUCCAAUGCUGAUGACGAAUAAAUUAUUUUAAUUUAGUACAUUUUUAACACC
Molecule: messenger RNA, 1930 nt
Organism: Galleria mellonella (greater wax moth)
Lineage: Eukaryota; Metazoa; Arthropoda; Insecta; Lepidoptera; Pyralidae
Gene: Scr-c
Exons: 10
Coding region: 134-1900 (588 amino acids)
Cellular component (GO): membrane
Source: RefSeq, a predicted model, not a curated record